UAGGAAUUGUUAUGAUAUUUCAUCUGGGUUUCUAGACGAGGAAGACCCACCUCUGCAAACGAUUUUUUCUCUCCCGAUUUCUGAGAAUGGGAGUCUUGCUGACAUGGAUGCUGAUGGGAAACUGGACAAGAAGGAGUUCUCAAUUGCCAUGUUCUUGAUUAAGAAAAAGUUGGAAGGCAUGCAGCUACCUCCAACCCUCCCGACUGGUUUGAAGAAUGAUCCUCAGCCUGUAUUUAUCCCGUCAUCCUCACCUUCCCUAUCUCGCUCCUCUGUCCUAGACACACCCGUUGGAUUGCCAUCGAGCAAGCCCAGUUUGAAUGGACUUGCGCCCUCCGUUUCCCCUGUUCCAACGGACAGUAACGUCAGUUCAGAUUUGAAUGAACCACACAAUUGGACCAUUGGCCCAAAUUCUAGACCGAAAUACCGACUUCUCUUCAACCAACACGAUCGUGCUAAGCGUGGCUUCAUCACUGGGGUUGAAGCUAGGGGCGUCUUCUUACAAUCCGGCCUCUCUCAGCAAAUCUUGGCCCAUAUUUGGUGGGUUCUGUUUGUUUUUGUAACAAUACAACCCUUUCCCGAUGAUAGGUCUCUCGCUGAUCUGGACAAAGAUGGGAACCUGAACUGUGAUGAGUUCUGCAUCGCGGCCUUUUUGAUAGACAAAGCGCUCGCCGGUGUUCAGCUCCCUGCUACAUUACCCUCCGGUCUUUAUCCAUCCCAGGCAAUCAUGGUUAUAUUGUUCCAAAGAGUUUUAUGCCGUUUUUAUGCCCCUCUUGCCAACGCACACUCAGUUUCUCAAUGUUCUGGUUCGAUUUCUCUCCAGCUUCGAGCAGGGCGUCAAACACCGUCCAGUUUGCAGCCAACUCAGCCCGCAAGCGAGGAUGAAGGCAAAGCUCCCGCACUGAGCUUUGAGGACAAACGAAGGGAGAAUUUCCUUCAAGGACAAGUUGAGCUAGAUCGACGGAAGCAAGAAUUGGCGGAGCAACUACGUCAGGAGGAAGAAGCCCGGCUGGAGAAAGAACGCCAAGAGCAGGAACGAUUGGAAAAGCUGCGACUGGAGAAGGAGCGCGAAAAAGCGUUGGAAACGGAGAGACAAGCCGAACGGUUGCGGGAAUUAGAAGCACAGCGUGAAGUUCGUCGUCGCCAGGCGGUCGAGGCUCGAACCAAGGCAUGGCGUGCUGCUGAAGCCCAGAGACAAUUGGAGGCAGAGAAACAGCGAGUAGAAGCCCUUCAGAAAGAAAAAUGUCAGGCCAGCGCACUGUUGGAGCAGGCUAUUGCGCACCGUGCCAGUCUUAUUGAAUCCGCCUCUUCACAAGAACAGCGCAAGCGCGAAUUAGAAACCCGUCUUUUUGUGGCCAGUGCUGAAGUGGAUGCUCACAAAUCUGCGAUAAAUGAUAUGCGCGGCAAACGUGACACUUACGAACGUGAUAUACGCGAGUUGACCGAACAGGUUGAAGCAGCCAAAGCUGAGUUGUCACGUUGGCAGCGGGAGCGAGAACAGCUGAGUCUCCGCGUCUCCACUGGGGUGGACACUAAUCCCACGGCAGAGCAGUGCAAGACCCUUCGGGCCAGUAGUGAUCUACGUCGAGCUUCCAUCCAACGACUCGAAAGCCAACUGGCUGAACUAGACGAGGGAAUGACACGCCAGGGUGAACAGCUGGCUAGUCGUCGUAAUACGGUAACCGAACUGGAAAAAAGAUCUUGUCAGCUCGAUGUGGAAGUGGCCAGGCUGCGACAAAAGCUGGAAGGUCAAUUCCGCUCGUAUCUCACUUUGAAGAAUCCAGGGAAUGUAGAAAAACUUUUCGACGGAUUGGGCUCUUUAGAAACCGGUGAUCAAACUGAGCAGUAUGAAGUCAUGUUCGACUUCACUGCUCGACAUCCGGACGAACUCUCAUUGAGUACCGGUGCACUCGUCCAAAUCGUCAGUGAACCACCUUUCCCCGUGGCUGCUGGGUGGCUUUAUGGAGAGUCUAAUGGAAUGAAGGGCUUGUUCCCCGAGUCGUAUGUCCGAAAACGGGUGACUGGGAAAAUCGAUCCGUUUGAUCCUUUUGGCGUGCAUAAGGCAACGACAAAUUCCAUUUCAAGCAUUUCGCUAUCUGACUGCGAUUUUCACUCUGGUUAUUUUCAGGAGUUGAGCGCCGUAAAGACGUUAAGUUCCGCAUCUCCGCCUUUGAAAUCAACUGAACAAGUUGUCUUGCCUAACCCAACUCCCCCUAUCAACACCACAAUCGCCACCACCAUGUCUUCACAAUCCGACACCGAGCUCACUGUUAGUGCGUCAAAAAGUGGAAGCCCCGCACCAGGUUCCGGUCAAGCCUCGCCUUCCUCACAUAUCACUAUUACUACGAAACCAGAAUUCGCCCGUGUGAUUGCACCCUACACAGCCACGGCUGUUGGCCAAUUGUCACUGCAACCAGGACAGGUUGUGCAGUUGCGCAAGCGUUCUGCCAAGGGUUGGUGGGAAGGCGAACUACAGCAACGGGGGCGAGUGCGUCAGUUUGGUUGGUUUCCCGCAGAUUACGUGAAAGUAAUUUCGGCUUCGUCAUUAAAUGGGUCCCAGGCAGUACCAGGACCGCUCAAGACUGCAGCACGUUCCACAACUGAUUCGUGCUCUUCAAUCACUACUACGGUCUCCACUUCUGAAGCUCCUACUGGUACUACGCUUACCCACACUACGACUUCACCAAAAAUGCCAACUACCGAGCCGCCGAUACCGGCCAUAUCCACAGUCCCAUCCCAGUCAGCUCAGCCUACACAACCCACGCAGACCGCUAUCGGAAAUCGUUCAGUUGAAAUGAUGCAAGCAAUUUUUAGUUACAGAGCUGCCCACGCCGAUGAGUUAACCUUUGAAGAGGGUUCGGUGAUUACAGUUCUCGGUCGGGAUGAACCAGAAUGGUGGCGUGGUCGUCUGCAGUCAUCUGGUGCGGAAGGUUUAUUCCCCGUCAACUACGUACGACCCUACACCCAACCCGUGCCUGGAGCUCCUUCUAAGCAACCUGUUCCACAUGGACCAACAACGACCGGUACCGUCUCGUUGUCAGCCUUUGUGUCCACAGCGAACACAAAGCAUGCAACAGAAUCAUGUACAGUGGAAUCAACUGCCAAACUGGACGGAUCACGGGAACACAAACGUAACUUGGCGAUUUUCGAGCUCUUGCAAACUGAGGAAAUCUACGCUUCCGAUCUCCUUAAACUUCAGACUAUGGUAAUCUUUCCCAUCAGUUUGCCAGAGCUUAUUUUGCUUUUCAUGAGUACUUGUAAAAUGGAUGUCUGCAUCUAUUUAACCCGAGUAACCCCAUCCCUUUCAAUCCCGCUCUCUAGCGCACUACAGCAGCAGAUGGAUGUGGCGGGCAGUCCGGAAGUCAACAAUUCUCCUAUCCCCAUUGGGAAGGUGUUUCUGCAACAACUUCCGAAAUUCAGUGCGUUCCGCCAUUACUGCAAGCAUCAAGAGUCGGCAAUCCAAACGCUGCAGCAUCUUCUCAUCGUGGUUCCCCAGCUGAAGAUGGUCCUACUUCAGUGCGAACACGGAAAUUUGCCGCUGUCUAGCUAUUUGUUAAAGCCUAUCCAACGACUUACUCGUUACGGACUAUUUCUCCAACGGAUAUUGGCGGAUACCGCUCCAUUCCAUCCAGAUUAUGAGUCGACUCUUCAAGCGAAUGAACGCCUCACUCGCGUGCUCAGCUCCAUCAACACGACAGUCGGCUGCUAUACACGAAAAAAUCACAUUCGUUGGCUUCAGAAUCACUUGCUCGGAGAGAGUGUGAGCCUCAACUGGUUGCUCGCUCCGCAUCGGCCAAAAAUGCUUCAUUACGGCACGCUAUACAAGCCGAAGUCCAAUCGAGAACUCGUCGCUUUUCUGUUUGAUUCUCACCUGCUACUCGCCGUCCCUAACCCUCCUCUUGUGGGGCGGUCGUUCGAAUUCCCGUCGGUAUUUUUUGGGUCAAAUGUGACACUGAAGGUCUAUCGACAACCGAUAGCUCUUGGCGAGGUUGUCGUGUCUGCUGGCACUUCCAUUAGCAACGUUCAAGUUGAUAAGCUAUUCAGAAGUCUUUCCGUUUUAUCGCCAACCGAAUCUGAUCCGACCGAUUUGCACGGGCGUCUUCGUUCUUCACAAUCUUCGUUGGAUGUGGCUUCACCGGGCACUCACCUCGUGCGCGCUCCUUCUUUUUUAACUCCACUGCAACCCGUAUUCUCGCUAUUCUCUAGGAACAAUCCAAACGAGCCCCUGAUACGUUUGAAAACUCGAGCCGUUAAGGAAAGAACCAUCCUUUCUCCACAAUUUAUUGUCUUUGUCUUGUUUUUUCAGGGAUCAAUGGAUUUCGCACAUCUGGAAGGCCAUUCAAAAGUGCCCCAGGCAUUCAUCGUUUCCGACGCCAUCACAGAGCCCUGUUAUAGUGCUAGCCACCUGGUCGUGCCAUCAGCUCCAAUGUCUGCUAUGUCUCCCAUUCUCCCAUUUUCUGGUGAGCGAAACUCUAGAAGCUGGAAUCUUCGUACCCUUGCCGCAUUUGAUGCUCUCUUCGAAAUCGCGGUUGACGACCAGGCGCGCCAGACGUUCCGGUACUCUCAGGACCAGCAGUUGUCUACCACAACAGUUCCUGUACGGAUUCGUUUUGUUUGUCCAGGCGACAGUUUUUUGAACAUUUGGGCCUAUGAUAUUUCAACACAGGCUGAGCUUGGGAGACAGAAAGUUCCCCUUGCGAGAUUGUUAGACUCCGCUCGCUCCACAGCUGAUCAAAGGGCUACAAAACAUAUCAUCACCAUGUCAAACUCCACCAUCGGUCUACAGAUCGAACUGCAGCUAGAACGUACUACAGAUUUGUGGGACUCUUAUUGUAUCCUCCUGUCAAUGAACCAUGUGGAUGAGAAGAGCGGCACUUCACAUAAAGAUCCCGCAGUGGUUACCGAGCUAAAUUUAGCCCCAGAUGUGGGCGAUGAAUACCCGGUACUGUUCCAGAUCAUGUUGUGGACUAGUGUCGCUCUGAUCCUGGUCAUAUGGGGUGUUUCUUGGGGUAUCUGGAACAUGGAUCCUGGACAUGAUGGUAUUAUCUAUCGAGGAACUGCGGUGCGACCAAAGCGAGACUAA
Molecule: messenger RNA, 5080 nt
Organism: Opisthorchis viverrini
Lineage: Eukaryota; Metazoa; Platyhelminthes; Trematoda; Opisthorchiida; Opisthorchiidae
Exons: 27
Biological process (GO): endosomal transport; clathrin-dependent synaptic vesicle endocytosis
Cellular component (GO): clathrin-coated pit; intracellular vesicle; presynaptic membrane
Molecular function (GO): signaling receptor activity; protein binding; guanyl-nucleotide exchange factor activity
Source: RefSeq, a predicted model, not a curated record